AUAUUAUUAAGCAUUUGACCGCAAAAUAUAAAAUCUCAAAAAAUAUAUUUACAGAAAAGAUUUAAAAAAAAAAAAAAAUACUAGGAGAAGGACGUGUCUAACAGCAAGAAGCAAAGAGAAAGCGGGAGGGGCGAAGCUGGCGAAAUUUGCUGCAGCACAUCAGAGACGGACAAGACUCGGACUACAAGCCCUAGAAGGAUAGAAAGGAGCAGACAGAAGAACUUUUAAGAACGUAACGUGGAAAGUUAUAUUACUCGCAGAAAAUUAUUGACACCAAACAGAUUUAUAUAUGAAGUUCAACUUUUAGUGAUGAAAUCAUUGAAUGCUGGAUGCAUCCAGAAAUUAUUGUCGGCCAUUUGAAUUCAAUUAUUAAUCCAGAAAUUCUAUCACAUGUAUAUAUAUACAUUUGGACAAAAGUAGCAGCGGAUAUCUCCACCGAUUGUCAUUUUAUACUUUUUCAAGAUAAUUAUAUCAUACUAGAGGAGCAACACCUGCCCGAGAUAGGGUUCUGAUCGGAGAACAAGCAUGGACGCAGCCAAGGAACAGUUUCUAGAAAAGUUUGGUCGCGAUUACGGUUAUCCGGACGGUCCUAAAAGUAUCGAUGAAAUCCGAGCUGCUGAAUUCAAGCGAUUAAGCCAAAACGAUACUGUAUACUUGGACCAUGCUGGAGCUACUUUAUACUCUGAAUUGCAGAUGGAGGCUAUCUUUAAUGAUCUCAAUUCUAGCGUUUAUGCAAAUCCUCAUAGCCAAAGUGAAGCUAGUUCUGCAACUCUUGAUAUAAUAAGGGAAGCACGGCAACAGGUGCUCGAUUAUUUCAAUGCGUCUCCUAAAGACUACAAAUGCAUAUUCACAUCUGGUGCAACGGCAGCGCUGAAACUUAUUGGAGAGGCCUUUCCAUGGAAUUGUGAAAGCAGUUUUAUGUACACUAUGGAAAAUCAUAAUAGCGUGAUUGGGAUCAGAGAAUAUGCUCUCAGUAAAGGAGGUGCAGCUUUUGCAGUAGAUAUUGAAAGUGCUGCUUCUCAUGCUGGAGUAUACAAAAGCGACAAAAUCUCAGUAGAAGUAUCAUUGCGCCCUGUCCAACGGAGAAAGGAAGUUGAACUUCAGAAAAGGGAGGCAAUGGGUGAUGCUUAUAACUUGUUUGCCUUUCCAUCAGAGUGCAAUUUCUCGGGUUUCAGAUUUAGCCUUGACUUGGUGAACCUUAUUAAGCAAAACCCAGAAAGAAUUUUGAAAGGUUCUCAGUUUGGCAAGGGGAGCUGGAUGGUCUUGAUUGAUGCUGCAAAAGGAUGCGCAACACAACCGCCAGAUUUGUCGAAGUAUCCUGCAGAUUUUGUUGUACUCUCGUUCUAUAAGUUAUUCGGCUAUCCAACUGGACUUGGUGCUCUCAUUGUUCAAAAUGAUACUGCUAAAAUAUUGAAGAAGACUUACUUUAGUGGAGGCACUGUUGCUGCGUCAAUUGCUGAUGUGGAUUUUGUCAAAAGAAGAGACAACAUUGAAGAGAUUUUCGAAGAUGGCACCAUUUCAUUUCUAAGCAUAGCUUCUAUACGCCAUGGAUUCAAAAUACUCAAUUCUCUAACUGCACCUGCGAUAUACAGGCAUACUGCUUCACUUACAACAUAUGUGGAGAACCUGCUUUUGGAUUUAAGACAUGAAAAUGGGGCCAAUGUCUGUACAAUUUACAAAAAGCAGGUUUCAAAGGUAUUUUGUCAUGAAUCAGGUUCCAUAUUGUCAUUCAACUUGAAAAGGCCAGAUGGUUCUUGGUUUGGAUACCGUGAGGUGGAAAAACUGGCUUCAUUAUCUGGAAUUCAGUUACGGACAGGAUGCUUCUGCAAUCCUGGAGCAUGUGCAAAAUAUCUUGGAUUGUCUCACUUGGAUCUUCUUUCUAACUUAGAGGCCGGUCAUGUUUGUUGGGAUGAUAAUGACAUACUACAUGGAAAGCCAACUGGAGCAGUUAGAGUGUCAUUUGCUUACAUGUCAACAUAUGAAGAUGCCAAGAAAUUUAUUGAUUUUAUCACAAGAUCAUUUGUAUCAACACCAAAUAAGUCUGCAAUUGUGCAUCUGUUGAGAACAAGGUCCAUCCCCUUUUCAACUGAAGGCCAGGAAAGGAGACACACAUCUACGGGUUAUCAUGUUAAGACCAUUACAGUUUACCCAAUAAAAUCAUGUGGAGGAUUUAGCGUGGAAAGGUGGCCUCUGAGCAGUACUGGUUUGCAACAUGAUCGAGAAUGGCUUCUUAGAAGUCUAACAGGUGAGAUCCUUACGCAGAAAAAGGUUCCUGAAAUGUGCUUUAUUAGUACUUUUAUUGACCUGAAUCAAGGGGUGAUGUUUGUUGAGUCACCUCGUUGUAGAGGGAAGUUACAGAUCAACCUAAGUACAGAUUCAUUUUCUGCUGCAAAAGAAGAAAUUGAGUUGAAUGCUAAGAGAUUCGAAGUGCAGCACUAUGAAAAUGACAUCAAUAUAUGGUUUAGCAAUGCUGUAGGUCGUCCCUGCACUCUAUUACGAUAUUCCAGUUCCAAGUACUAUGUUUGCAGGAAUAAGAACAAUAAGAUGAGCAUGUGCAGAGAUGUGGAGAGCAGAUUGAGUUUUGCCAAUGAAGCUCAGUUAUUAUUAAUAUCUGAGGAGAGUGUAUCUGAACUCAACAGCAGAUUAAGUCUCAAUGUGCAAAAAGGAACUCAUGGAACAUCCAUUCAAAUUGAUCCAAUGAGAUUUCGGCCCAAUCUUGUCAUAUCUGGAGGUGAACCUCACGCAGAAGAUGGUUGGAGAAGUCUUGAAAUUGGGAGCAUGUAUUUUACGUCAUUAGGUGGAUGCAACCGUUGCCAGAUGAUUAAUUUAGUAAAUCAAGGCGGACAAGUGCAGAGGUCAAAUGAACCUUUGGCGACACUAGCUAUGUACAGAAGAGUGAAGCAACAGGGGAAGAUACUUUUUGGAAUAUUAUUAAGAUAUGAGGACAGCAGUGAGCUUGGGCAGCAAACAGAUUCAUGGCUUCGAGUGGGGCAAAAAUUACAUCCACAUUCAGAUUAAAUAGGUACAUAUGGAAGACAAGGAAUAGCCUAACUAUGAAAUCUGACUAAAGAAUAAAUGAAAGAGUUGAAUUGAGAAGCUUUCAAGUAGGUGGAUAACUGCAGCCUCCAACAUUCAGGAUAUGCAUUACUUCAGGCAUCUGGAACAACCAUUUUUGUGGAUUGACCAUACUAGGAUCUAUCCUGCUGCCAAGGCAAGGUGGCUGCAGUCUGCAGAUGGCCACAGCAAUUUUUUUUAGGCUGAAUCAUACCAUGGUGAGAUCAUUCGACCUUGGGGAAUGUUGCUGCUCCAAGCUAAUACUUUAAUAUGCAUCGAGACAUCAAUCUUUUUCUCUUCUCUGAAGGGUACUCGUAUAGCCUACAAAUUAGCUAACCUGUUUAAGCCGAAAGCACUCUAACAAGCGAGAGAUGAGUAAAUUCAAAAGAAUUAGUUUUCUUCUGCAGAAUCACCUUCUAGAAACUUCUUUGGUUUGGUCGAACAAGUAAAGCUAAGACAAUAAUCUGAAAGGUGCUAUAUGGGUUUAUUCAAAUAAUUGUCGUGUGGGACUCAAAUUGUGGAAUUUUGUUGCUUUUCCUACGCAAUAGGUGUAUUAUUUUAUCGUUUUUAUAAGAUAUUUACUAUCGGUGUUUGUCGACUUA
Molecule: messenger RNA, 3656 nt
Organism: Ricinus communis (castor bean)
Lineage: Eukaryota; Viridiplantae; Streptophyta; Magnoliopsida; Malpighiales; Euphorbiaceae
Product: molybdenum cofactor sulfurase
Exons: 24
Coding region: 526-3018 (830 amino acids)
Biological process (GO): Mo-molybdopterin cofactor biosynthetic process
Molecular function (GO): pyridoxal phosphate binding; molybdenum cofactor sulfurtransferase activity; molybdenum ion binding
Source: RefSeq, a predicted model, not a curated record